Vigna umbellata (rice bean) is the source of this 1176-nucleotide messenger RNA. NCBI's taxonomy places the organism in Eukaryota, Viridiplantae, Streptophyta, Magnoliopsida, Fabales, Fabaceae. The record is from RefSeq and is a predicted model, not a curated record.
AAAGCCUUGCUCAACCUCGCCGUCAAGGACGAAAAGAACAAAAUCAAUAUUGUGGAGGCUGGUGCAUUAGAACCGAUAGUUAGUUUCCUAAAGUCUCAAAAUGUAAAUCUGCAGGAGUCUGCAACUGCAUCAUUGCUCACACUAUCUGCCUCUUCGACCAACAAACCAAUUAUCAGUGCUUGUGGUGCCAUUCCUCUUCUUGUAGAGGUCCUUAGAGAUGGAAGCCCCCAAGCUAAAGCUGAUGCAGUAAUGGCUCUUUCUAAUUUAUCAACUCACCCUACUAAUCUCAGUACCAUUCUCGAGACAAACCCAAUCCCUUUCAUAGUUGAUCUUCUUAAAACCUGUAAAAAGUCCUCAAAAACAGCUGAAAAAUGCUGCGCUUUGAUAGAAUCCUUGGUGGAUUAUGACGAGGGCAGAACUGCCCUGACAUCUGAGGAAGGCGGGAUUCUGGCAGUUGUGGAAGUUCUUGAAAGUGGCACUCUCCAAAGUAGGGAGCAUGCUGUUGGAGCACUGUUGACAAUGUGCCAAAGCGAUCGAUGUAAAUACCGGGAACCAAUUCUAAGAGAAGGUGUCAUUCCAGGACUUCUUGAGCUUACUGUUCAAGGGACACCUAAGUCUCAGUCAAAAGCACGCACCCUUUUGCAGUUACUGCGAGAGUCUCCUUAUCCGAGAUCUGAAAUUCAACCUGACACUCUGGAGAAUAUAGUGUGCAACAUCAUAUCACAGAUUGAUGGGGAUGAUCAAUCUGGUAAAGCAAAGAAGAUGCUGGCUGAGAUGGUUCAAGUAAGCAUGGAACAAAGUCUGAGACAUUUACAACAAAGGGCUCUCGUCUGCACCCCAAGUGAUCUUCCUAUCGCUGGCUGUGCUUCUGAAGUUUCUUCAAAAUGAUAGUUGCCGCUGGCCAACUCUGCCUCUUUCUCAGUUUUCUUCACCUUUUUUUGUCUCUGCAUUUGGGGUUUGUGAGGUAAAUUUCCAGAGUAGAAAACGGAAAAAAAUAAGGAAUAAUACAUAGUGAAGAAUUAUGCCAGUCCAGGCCAUUGUGGAGGUAUCGAGUGACUGGUAAUUGUCAAUAAACUAAGUUGUCAGUGGUAAAGGUCAUGAUUUUGUAGUUGGUUUGUAAAGAAACUGCUGUAUAAAAUGACAUACAAGUGGUAAAAAGCUCCUUGUCCAAAAUUC